AAUUUAACAAUUGUACUCUCAAUCAGUUAUAUUCGUUUUUAGCUGCCGGUGGCACUGAUGGAUUUGUAGAAUUGUGGGAUCCCCGCACUGCUGACCAGUGCGGGCGGUUGCUUGUGAAUGAAUUUUACGAAAUUUCUUCUUUGAACUUCCAUAUAAAUGGUUUGCAAAUGGCUGUAGGGACUUCGGUUGGUAAAGUUUUUCUUUAUGACAUUCGAAGCAGAAUUCCUCUUCUUAUAAAAGAGCAUCCGUACGAAUUUCCGAUUAAGAAGAUUAUUUUUCAUUAUCAUUCUCGAAAUAUCGUUUCUGCCGAUAAAAAAGUAAUUAAAUUCUGGAAUGAAGUUUCGGGAAAUUCUUUUACUUCCGUAGAGCAGGAAGCGGAUUUAAAUGACUUCUGCAUUCCCGGUAGUUCUGGGCUCAUUCUUACCGCCAAUGAAACUCCGAAAAUGAAUGUUUUUUAUAUACCUGAUUUGGGCAGUGCCCCGAAAUGGUGCCAUCAUUUAGACGGGAUUACAGAGGAACUUGAAGAAAACUAUACAAAUUCGAUAUAUGAAGACUAUAAAUUUAUCGAGCGCAGCGAGUUGGCUCAACUCGGCUUGGAGUCGCUCAUUGGCUCGAACCAUCUGCGCCCGUACAUGCACGGUUUUUUCAUUAAUAAAAGACUUUAUCGGGAAGUCUAUUCUGCCACACAGCCGUUUUUGUAUGAGCAGUACCGAAAAGCACAAAUCGAAAAGAAGCUUCAAGAAAAAAGAGAAAACCGCAUUGGAGUUGUAAAGAAGCUUCCAAAAGUUAAUAAAAAGUUGGCCCUAAAAUUAUUGGAAUCGAGAGAUCGCUCCUCUGAGAAGCCUCCAAAAAGCGAACUUCUACACGAUGAACGCUUCAAAUCUCUUUGGAAUGAUGCCGAUUUUGAGAUUGAUGUCGAAAGUGAAGAUUAUAAAUUAAGACAUCGUCGGCGAGAUGCUAUCAAAGUGGAGGAACAAUUUCAACCUGAAAGCUUUAGUUCUUCCGAAAUUCUUGAGGAUGACGAAAUAAAUUUAAGAAUUCCCAAAAUGUACGAACUUAAAGAUGGAGUGAAAUUUACGGAAGACAUUGUCCAACUUGAAAGUAUUGCUAGUAAACUGAAGUUGCAGGAGGCACCUUUAGGUAUUCGAGCUCAAGCAGAGGAAGAGGAGACAACCACGCUGGCUCCUAUUCGUAACCGAGUUAUUACUAUCCAGCCUCAGAAGAGUAAAGAAGUGCUCGCCAGAGAAAAAGCUCAAAAAGAGCAUUUAAAAGAAAGAAAGGAAUUAAGAAGAUCUGUGAAAGAUUUGAAUCUUCCGAAACUAAAAAUUGGUAGAAAAUUUUAUUCAAAACGAAAAUAA
Messenger RNA from Zophobas morio, 1358 nucleotides. Its product is annotated as nucleolar protein 10-like. NCBI's taxonomy places the organism in Eukaryota, Metazoa, Arthropoda, Insecta, Coleoptera, Tenebrionidae. The transcript is spliced from 13 exons. Gene Ontology annotation, cellular component: small-subunit processome; 90S preribosome; nucleus. Gene Ontology annotation, molecular function: protein binding. Gene Ontology annotation, biological process: maturation of SSU-rRNA from tricistronic rRNA transcript (SSU-rRNA, 5.8S rRNA, LSU-rRNA). The record is from RefSeq and is a predicted model, not a curated record. The coding region runs from base 168 to 1358 and encodes 396 amino acids.